This is a messenger RNA of Bradysia coprophila, 996 nucleotides long. RefSeq lists its product as uncharacterized. Lineage: Eukaryota; Metazoa; Arthropoda; Insecta; Diptera; Sciaridae. The record is from RefSeq and is a predicted model, not a curated record.
AUGGAAUCGAAUUAUUUAUCAUUUGCUCAUCAACAUCAUAAACUUAACUGGAGCAACGUAUUGGUCUUGAAGUUCGGUAAAUUUCAAGAACUAAACAUAUGGGUGGCCGUAUCACCGUCCGGAGCAUUCAAUGUUUGGUUUUCGGAAGACGUCUAUUACGAGAUGGAUUAUUUGAAAGUUCUGAAAAAAAUUGUACUGCCGUAUUUUGUGGGAAACAAGGAUGCAAUAUUUCUGCAAGAAUGGAACGAGAUAACUACGUCAGAAAUCGUCCGAUCGUGGUUUAAGAAACAUCCCGAGAUUCAGUACAUCACCUGGCCUUCGAACUGUGAAGUGGCUUUCCCCAUUUCCUUACCAUGGAGCGAUAUGAAGAUACGCUUGAAAAGCCAUAGGCCAUUAUGUUCGCUUCAAGCUAAGUCGCUGAUAAUCAAUUUCUGGAAGAUGUUAGGGCCUGAUUUCUUCACCGUUGCAAGAGAUGGUCUCAAAAAAAUUAAAGACGAGCAUUUCAAUUUUGCUCGAGCUAACUUUGAACUUGACUGGAACAAGGUUCUUUUUUCGAAGUAUGGGGUGGUGCGAUGCGUGAGUGUCUGGGUGGCAGGGACGCACCUUGGUCCCCUCGAUAUAUCGGCAACCAAUGGAUUAUUGAGCGAGGCCCACUACAUCAAAAUACUUAACGAUAUUGUGUUGCCGUUCCUAAUGCAAAACCGUGAUGUCACAUACAUUCAAGAAUCCAACGAUGUAACAAAAUCAGAGGACGUUCGUUCUUGGUUUCGAAUGCGUCCGGACAUCAAGUGCAUCACUUGGCCACCGAUUGUUUCACCAAUGUCAAUCGUUUGGGAUGGCAUCAACGAACACGUUGACAACAAUUUUGCGCUGACCAGCGGGGAAGUAACUAAAUUUGUUUUGGAAUUUUGGGAAAAGGUAAAAAAUGAAAGCCCGAGUUAUUUCCCUAAUUCCUUCACAUUUACCAAGCAAAUGAUCACAGUCAUCGAUAAAUGA